CAGAGCAUCCGAGUAGGGGAAUUACUAUGCCCCCUACCCUCCCCCUCGUUGUAACAUCCUUAAGUGUUUUCCUUCUCAGUUCGUUUUGUUCCACCGCUGCAAACCACGACACGUCCCCGGACUGGAGAGCUUGUUUGGAUAUGGGAAGGACUAUUCAACUUGCCCCCUAUGAAUUUAUAAAAAGUUGCUUUGCUGUUUCGAUUCGCCUAUUUGGAAGCCAUUUAUGCAGAUAAGAGAGAAUGGGUUGCUGUUCAGGACGAUGUAUGCUGAUCUUCCUCUGCACUCUCCAAGUGAUGACAGCAUUGGAGAGGCAGGCUUUUGACUUCCUUGGGUACCAGUGGGCUCCCAUCAUGGUCAACUUCCUGCAAAUAAUCAUGGUUAUCCUCGGCCUCUUUGGAACCAUCCAGUACAGGCCACGCUACGUUGUUCUAUACCUGCUGUGGACAUUACUGUGGGUGGCCUGGAAUGUCUUUGUGUGCUGUUUCUAUUUGGACCUGGGAGGCCUUUCCAAGGAGAGCGACCUGCUAUCCCUGGGUGUAUCCUCACACCUUUCAUGGUGGAAAGACAACGGGCCAGGCUGUGACGACAGGGACCUUCCUGCCACUAGGUGGCAGAGUCUGGAGAGCCCAGAACUCAUCUAUGCUCUGGGAUGCUGGCUAGAAUACCAAUACAUAGAGGUCCUACAUUGUAUCAUACAACUCCUAAUCUCUCUCUUGGGAUUCGUCUAUGCCUGCUAUAUGGUCAGCACCUUCACUGAGGAGGAGGACAGCUUUAAUUUCAUUGGUGGUGUCCAUUACCCAUCUAAAACAUCGCCGCUGUAUUUAUAGUGUACAAUUGGGCUACUAUAAGUAAAGGCUUGCAAGUGGGUUGAAAAUGACUGACAAGCAAGGAGGGCAGAAGAGGAACGAGUGAGUGAAAUACCUACUUUGGAAGAGUGAAAUCACAUCUCCAGUCACUGAAACAGAAGACAUUCCCACACUGCACAAAAACAUAAUUCCUCAGCCUCCCGGGCACUCUUAAUGCAUACUAGCCUACACCAACAGUUCAGUGCAGUUAUGGUCAAUACUAGCCUGGUCCCAGGUCAGUUUGUGCUUUUGCCUACUCCAUUUUCAUUGUCAAGCUGUUUGGCAUGACAAUUCCAUAAGUAGUUGGCAACAGAGGAGAAACAACAGAGUGGCACCCAGCGGGCUAUACAGCAGGUCAGUACAGGUACAAUCAGAAAACUACUGAUACUUCUGACAUAACAUGUAUCAGUGUACAGGGAAUGGUAUGUGUUGUAUUUUUGGUAUUUGGAAUUUUAUUAGGAUCCUCAUUAGCUGUUGCAAAAGCAGCAGCUACUCUUCCUGGGGUCCACACAAAACAUGAAACAUAAUACAGAAUGACAUAAUACAGAACAUCAAUAGACAAGAAGAGCUCAAAGACAGAACUACAUAAAAAAAUUAAAAAAUGCACACGUAACCUACAUGUCAAUGCAUACACACCAACUAUCUAGGUCAAAUAGGGGAGAGGCGUUGCGCCAAGAGGUGUUGCUUUAUCUGUUUUUUUGAAACCAGGUUUGCUGUUUAUUUUAGCAAUAUGAGUGGUAGCCUGAUGGUUCGUAAUCACCAGGGAUGGGUCAUAAUUUGGUUGAUCAGGCUGUGUUACCACAUCACUGGAUGAAAACAAAUAACUAUUAUGAUGUAUUUUACUGUGUCACAGUCAUAGAACUGCCGUUUGACAAAAGUGCUGACAAAUCAUCACCAUGAUUCCAACCUGGCCUAUUGACUUGCGCUGUCCUUCAGCUCCACCCAAACACGUGCACAAUGGCGUGCGCUGGUUUUCUGUGCCCGUGUUUUCCUGUUUGGUUAUAGACUUCAAGUUGUUGGACUUGUCUUUUUAGUACUUCCAUGGUCCACAAUAUAGGAACCAGUUAUUUUAGGUCCUGUGGGCCUAUGCAAUGUUUGUGUAUGACCCCAGGUGAGGGUUGCCUGAAAGUGAACAAUUUGGGUGGAUAGAAUGAACAAAUAUUUGUUUUUGAGAAAAUAUCAAUGAGCCCCAAAAAUGUAUUGAUCCUGUGCACAUAUAGGCUACUAAACAUUUAUGCAUUGUCCCUUCCACCAGCACCAAAAACUACUGGCGUGUUACACUAGUGCAGUGUCGUGCGUCCUUAGCGCCACACCUAGCAGAGCAUCAGAGUAGGGGAAUUACUAUGCCCUAAUCAGGCAAUGGAGUAGGCAAAAGCACAGCUGAAGGAAGUUCCAUGCAAUUAGGAGUCUGUAUAAUACUGUACACUUUCUUGAAUUUGUUCUGGAUUUGGGGACUGUGAAAAGACCCCUGGUGGCAUGUCUAGUGGGAUAAGUGUGUGUGUCAGAGCUAUGUGUAACAAUUUGGGAUUUUCAACACAUUGUUUCUUAUAAAAAGAAGAAGUUAUGCAGUCAGUCUCUCCUCAACUCGUAGCCAAGAGAGACUGGCAUACAUAGUAAACUCAGCUAAAAAAGAAACGUCCUCUCACUGUCAACUGCGUUUAUUUUCUGCAAACUUAACAUGUGUAAAUAUUUGUAUGAACAUAACAAGAUUCAACAACUGAGACAUAAACUUAACAAGUUCCACAGACAUGUGACUAACAUAAAUGGAAUAAUGUGUCCCUGAACAAAUGAGGGGUCAAAAUCAAAAGUAACAGACCGUAUCUGGUGUGGCCACCAGCUGCAUUAAGUAUUGCAGUGCAUCUCCUCCUCGUGGACUGCACCCAAUUUGCCAGUUCUUUCUGUGAGAUGUUACCCCACUCUUCCACCAAGGCACCUGCAGUUCCUGGACAUUUCUGGGGGGAAUGGUCCUAGCCCUUACCCUCCGAUCCAACAGGUCCCAGACUUGCUCACUGGGAUUGCGAUCAGGGCUCUUUGCUGGCCAUGGCAGAACACUGACAUUCCUGUCUUGCAGGAAAUCACACACAGAACGAGCAGUAUAGCUGGGGGCAUUGUCAUGCUGGAGGGUCAUGUCAUGAUGAGCCUGCAGGAAAGGUACCACAUGAGGGAGGAGGAUGUCUUCCCUGUAACACUCAGCGUUGAAAUUGCCUGCAAUGACAACAAGCUCAGUCCGAUGAUGCUGUGACACACCACCCCAGACCAUGGCGGACCCUCCACCUCCAAAUCGAUCCCGCUGCAGAGUACAGGCCUCGGUGUAACGCUCAUUCCUUCGACGAUAAACGCAAAUCCGACCAUCACCCCUGUUGAGACAAAACCGUGACUCGUCAGUGAAGAGCACUUUUUGCCAGUCCUGUCUGGUCCAGGAUGGUGGGUUUGUGCCCUAUUGUAAGGACCUGCCUUACAAUAGGCCUACAAGCCCUCAGUCCAGCCUCUCUCAGCCUAUUGCGGACAGUCUGACCACUGAUGGAGCGAUUGUGCGUUCCGCAUCUUUCUUUUGGUGUUUUUCAGAGUCAGUACAGAGUCAUCUUUAGGGUCCUAAGUUUUCAUAACUGGGACCUUAUUUGCCUACCGUCUGUAAGCUGUUAGUGAUUUAACGACCGUUCCACAGGUGCAUGUUCAUUAAUUGUUCAUUGUUCAUUGAACAAGCAUGGGAAACAGUGUUUAAUCCCUUUACAAUGAAGAUCUGUGAAGUUAUUUGGAUUUAUUUGGAAUUAUCUUUGAAAGACAGGGUCCUGAAAAAGGGACGUUUCUUUUUUUGCUGAGUUUAUUUAUAUUAGCCCUCUGAUUACAAUUAAGAGCAAAAUGUGCUGCUCUGUUUUGAGCCAGCUGCAGGUUAACUAUGUCUUUCCUUGCAGCACUGGACCACACGACUGAACAAUAAUCAAGAUUAGACAAAACUAGAGCCUGCAGAACUUGCUUUUUGGAGUCUGGUGUCAGAAAAGCAGAGCAUCUCUUUAUUAUGGCCAGACCUCUCCCCAUCUUUACAACCAUUCAAUCUAUAUGUUUGAUGACAUACAGUAGUGUCACUCUGUAAAAAUAUGCAUUUACACAUACUGUUGAAAAUGGACCAAACCCUAUAAUUGUGUGUUCUACAUUAAUGUUAAUGGAAAAUUUGCAUGAAAAUUUGAGUCAUGUGCAAAUUAUCAAAGUUAUGUAUACAGAUUUAUAGUUAGGAUUUGGACCUAUGUGAAGGUAUGAGUGUGCCUGUGUGUGUGCGUGUGUGUGCAGUUCAUACAUUAAAUUCCAGAUAGCAGAGGAAAAUAAAGACAUUUUAUUAACAAUCUUCAAUAUUGUGAUAGAAAUGAGCUAAAGUCAGUGGUUGUCAUGUAAAAAAACAUCUUCAAAUUUUUUAGGCCUACCUCUGAAUUUUGUUUGAAUUUGCGUGCCACUGAUGGAAAAAAAGACCCUGGCUGUAUCUUUAAGUGAAUUUUGUUUGAAUAAACUGUGCUUUUCUGU
Messenger RNA from Oncorhynchus kisutch (coho salmon), 4358 nucleotides. Its product is annotated as sodium/potassium-transporting ATPase subunit beta-1-interacting protein 3. The transcript is spliced from 7 exons. Gene Ontology annotation, biological process: regulation of sodium ion transport. NCBI's taxonomy places the organism in Eukaryota, Metazoa, Chordata, Actinopteri, Salmoniformes, Salmonidae. The record is from RefSeq and is a predicted model, not a curated record. Bases 240 to 827 code for a protein of 195 amino acids.